This is a messenger RNA of Styela clava, 1403 nucleotides long. Its product is annotated as E3 ubiquitin-protein ligase NRDP1-like. Gene Ontology annotation, biological process: regulation of canonical NF-kappaB signal transduction; protein ubiquitination. NCBI's taxonomy places the organism in Eukaryota, Metazoa, Chordata, Ascidiacea, Stolidobranchia, Styelidae. Gene Ontology annotation, molecular function: ubiquitin protein ligase activity. The record is from RefSeq and is a predicted model, not a curated record. Gene Ontology annotation, cellular component: plasma membrane signaling receptor complex.
AUUUUUCUUUUUACCUCUACAGAGCAUCAUCAAUAUAAUAUAACAAUGGACUUAUUUUAAACACCUGCUUUACAAAAGCACUGUCAAAAUGGGAUUUGAUCUGAUGAGGUUCAGUGGUAGAGUUGAUGAAGAGUUAAUGUGUGUGAUAUGUGGUGGCGUUCUUGAAGAUCCUGUGAUGGUGGAAGAAUGUGAGCAUUGUUUCUGCAAAUGUUGUAUAGAGGCUUGGUUGCAGAGACAACAAACAUGUCCUGUAGAUCGUAGUCAACUGCAAACCCAACAUUUGAAACCUGUUCCAAGGAUAAUGAGGAAUAUGUUAGGUCGACUGACUCUGAUGUGUGAAAAUAGAAAGUAUGGUUGUGCCACAAUCGUACGUCUUGAUCAGUUAUUGUCACAUCAAACUGAAUGUGAUUUUAAUCCAAAAAAACCCAUACAAUGUACUCGUGGUUGUGGCGUAGUUGUUCCAAAAGACGAAAUGUCUGACCACAAUUGUAUCAGAGAAUUGCGUUGUCUUGUCAACAAACAAAAAAUUGAGAUCAAUGAUCUAAAUUUGCAUAAGGUUGAAGCUAAUAAGCAAAUAUCUGAACUGAAACAUGAAGUAUCUCUUUUAAAAGAGUACAUUAAAGCCUUGAAAAUACCAACUAAUCCAAGCUUACAAAUCAUACAGCAACGAAUGGAGCAAGAUGAUGUCAUACGGUGGGGCAGUUCACUUACACUUGCGAGGGUCACCCGCUGGGGUGGGGUGAUUUCUACUCCAGAUGUAGUUUUACAAACAGUUAUUAAACGAGCUCUAAUUGAUACUCAAUGCCCAUUACACAUUGUUAAUGAUUUGAUGGAAAAUGCACAUGAGAGGAGAUGGCCUGUUGGCUUGAGCACUCUAGAAACUAGACAACUCCACCGUCGUCAAUACGAGGAUUAUGUCACAAAAAGAAUUCCGGGAAAGCAGGCUAUUGUGAUUUUGCAAUGUGAAAAUAAUCAUAUGGGAGACGAUAUGAUUUUACAUCCAGGAAUUGUUAUUAUUUUUGCCCAUGGUGUUGUGGACGUAACGUAAAUAUAUGUGUUAUUAUUAUUUUUUUCAUUGGUCUUGUAGCGUUUUUCGCAAUCAAUAGUAUUUCCAAAACACAGCUUCAUUAUUAUCGGAAUGAAUUUAGUUCAUAUUGCUUAUUUACCCAAUCGACUCGUAGUUUUUCUGAUCACAAUAAUGUUGUUUUUAUCGGUUCAACAUAUUGGUAAUAGGCAUCUGAUCGUUUUGCAUCCGUUACGACGCCGUGCCAUAGUAAUGACGAUUAAUGUUAUUCAUUUACUGAUUGAUUCGUGUUAGCUUUAAUGUCUCGCUGACUUUGUUACUUCUAAUUUUUGCAUCGUUUUAGUCAGUGGUAAGAAAAUAUAUCGAUGUUGUUAUAUUA